Molecule: messenger RNA, 4064 nt
Organism: Oldenlandia corymbosa var. corymbosa
Lineage: Eukaryota; Viridiplantae; Streptophyta; Magnoliopsida; Gentianales; Rubiaceae
Source: the annotation of a GenBank genome assembly
CUGUUUCAUCAUCAUCUCAAAAAUUCAUCUGUUUACACUUUGUUCUUAUUCACAAAAUUUCCCAUUCAGAAAAUAAAAAGGAAAACAAAAAGAUAUUGGAAUCCUCCAGCUCCACGAACUUCAUGUAGAAUAAUCAUUGUCAUUCACACUUAAGAUGAGACAUUGGUCAAAUAAAAAAUUGGACUUGAGUUCUGUUUCCUUUUUUUUCUGCCCAGAAAGUGACAAUUGCCAGAAAUGCAAGUGAUUCAUUCUAGAUUAUUCAAGCUAUAAAUUGCAUUUUUUUUUAUGAACAUAAACACAUUCCUCACAUUCGAGAGUUAAAUUUAAGAGAGAAUAGCGGGUGUGGCCUUGUGGGUUUUGUUUCCUUUCCUGAUUUUUUCAGAGCAGAAAAUGGAGGAAGUUGAGAACAAGCAAGUGAUAUUGAAACACUAUGUAAAAGGGUUCCCAAAAGAGAGUGACAUGGGAACGAGAACCACCAAGACGAAGCUCAAUCUGGAGGGUUCUUCCUCGGGCCAAGUUCUUGUUAAAAAUCUCUACUUGUCUUGUGACCCUUACAUGAGGAACCGGAUGAGCAAGACUGAAGGAAGCUAUAUUGACUCCUUCACCCCUGAUUCUCCGAUUGGUGGAUAUGGAGUGGGAAAGGUUUUGGAUUCUACUCAUCCCGACUUCCAGAAGGGUGAUCUGAUUUGGGGAUUCACAGGUUGGGAAGAGUACAGCAUAGUUAGCCCUGCUCAAUUUAGUCACUUUAAAAUCGAACACACGGAUGUUCCUUUGUCCUACUACACUGGAAUUCUGGGAAUGCCUGGCAUGACUGCUUAUGCUGGUUUUUUCAAAGUUUGUUCACCCAAGAAGGGUGAGAAAGUGUUCAUAUCUGCAGCUUCAGGGGCAGUUGGCCAGCUGGUUGGGCAAUUUGCAAAGUCUUUUGGCUGCUAUGUUGUUGGAAGUGCCGGUAGUAAAGAAAAGGUUGAUUUGUUGAAGAGCAAAUUGGGGUUUGACGAUGCUUUCAACUAUAAAGAAGAGCAAGACUUGGUUGCGGCACUGAAAAGGUACUUCCCGGAGGGCAUCGAUAUUUACUUUGAGAAUGUUGGAGGAAAGAUGCUUGAUGCUGUGCUUCUCAACAUGAACAAUCACGGCCGAAUCGCAGCGUGUGGCAUGAUCUCGCAGUACAACCGCGAGGAACCUGAAGGUGCUCAAAACCUAUUCUGCGUAGUCACCAAGCGCAUCCGAAUGGAGGGAUUUCUGGUGUUUGAUUACUACGAUCAGUAUCCUGAGUUCUUGGAAAUGAUACUUCCACUGAUAAGAGAAGGGAAGAUCACAUACAUAGAAGACAUUGUUGAAGGGCUCGAGAAUGCUCCAAGUGCCCUCAUAGGACUUUUCUUAGGGCGCAAUGUUGGCAAGCAAGUGGUAGCUAUCACUUCUGUGUAAUUAAUGUUCAUAGUGUCGAAGUCUUUCCUUUCCUGGUUUGGUGUUUUUGUUUGGUCUUGAGAUGUAACAAACUAAAACCAUUUUAUUUCUGAAUGGGUUUUGAAAAUAAACGAGAGCAAUGUGAAUAAUUUAAGAAUCGAAGUCAACUUACUUCCAUUAAGAGUACUUGAACGAACUUCAUCCAAUGACUGCGUCAAAUUCAGCCAAUUGUUUGACAGUGGAUAAAUUUGCACGUUAUUAACCAGUGAUUAGAACAUGUACUCAUUUACAUUGUUGAAGAGUGAAGAAGAUGGAUCAUUAGAUGACGUGCUGAGCAAACGAUAAGCAAAAGAUAACCAAAGGCAUCCAUUUGUAACCAUCUUUUGUACUUGCAUUUCCAAAAAAUCUUUCUGGCUUGAACUUUUCUGGUUCGUCUCAAAAUCUUGGGAUGAUUUUGAAUACCCCACAAAUUGAUCAGCAUCAUGGUACUGUUAGGGAAGCCAUAACCUCACACGGUGCAUUCCUGUGAGGAAUCGUGAGGUAACUGAGGGGUUGCCGGAUACAUUCUUAGUGUUUCGUUUAUAACGCAUCUAAGAAUAUAACAUACCAAAGCCGAUUCAUCAAAUAAAUGUUAGUUCCCUACAGUGGUGUUGAUUUCUUCUUGAGCAGUCUUCAUUGUUGAUGUAUUGUUCAGUUAUACUGAUAAUGCUCGCUCCAUUGUCAUCAUUGAUGUGUCUGUCCCUGCUGCCAAUAAAACCUGCACAAGCAUUUAAGAGAUCUAUCAUUAACUCCAAAUCAGCAACAAUUUUUCCCUUAUUAUUGUUCGGUUCCAGACAAAAUAAUCCGCAUUACACCAACAUGUGUUUUGGUGUGAGCCAAAGUUUUAUCAAAUCAUUAUUCGAGGAAAGUUUAAGGCAAAUUUUUAACUAAGAAACAAGAUGUUCUUAGAUUAAAAUAAAUUUAUGAUCUGAAUAAGAUGUCCCUCCUGUUUGAACUAUGAUCUUCCUGCUGUUUUCCAGACAAACAAGAUGUUCUUUGAACUAUGGAUCUUCCUCCUGUUUUCCAGCAAAACCUCAAUCAAGGUCUUGAUCUUCUUUUCCCCUGUUUCCUUUACACAGUCACUACCACUGCCCUUCUUUUGAUUAAUUUUCAUCAUCUUAAACUCUUCAAUCAGAUCUUGUAUUAAUGAAUGUAUCCCUCUUUUCUUGAAGAACCCUGAACUUAUUGUCCAAUCUUGACCACCUCAAAAAUGGUAAAUAAUCGGCCACGGUCCCCUUCCCGGAAACACUCACUGUAUCUUCCACAAUCUCCUUGAAUCUUUUCACCUCGGAAGCAUCAUUCUCUCCGGAAUAUAUCUUCCCGGCGAUCAUCCACAUUAUGACAUUCAACCACUCACUCAAAAAGCAGAGUAUUCAUUUCCACACUCUGUUUUUCUUCAGAAGCCAGGAAAAUCCUUCUCAACAUCAACUUCACGCCGUCCACGCGAAUCCUUUGAGGCAAUUGAAUCCUAGGGGAUGAAAGAAUCUCUAAUUAUAUUAUCUUUCGUAACUUUCGUCAGUGAUCGCCGUAUAGCGCGUGCAUUAAGGACGUGAAAUUGUAUCCAAGGUAUUUUCCCGAGAGAAUUUCCUGGCGUUUUGCGAAGAUAAGAUCGCGUUCGUCAAAGGAUUCUUCGGCAGCUGAAAGAGAACAAACCAAGAGGGCACGACCCGAAAUCGAGCUGGCCGACGGGGCCAGAACGUUUGGAACUUAUCAAAUUGAAUUGCCAAGAAACUGACUCAUUUGAAUUGCACUCCAAACCAGUAAAGGAGAAACCGAGUAACUAUUUUACAUAAAAUGUUAAUAGUUUAAUGGUAAAUUAAGAAUAAAAUGAUUUGUCUGCUGGUAUGCUGCUGUCCGAGAGAAAUCUCUGCCGCCGCGGCCGAUGGCCGGAUUUGUCUGCCGCCGCCUAAAUAGUCAACUCCACCACCCAUGUUGACUGGUGCAGACUUGAAGCUUUUAUUUCAGAUCUGAUUGUUGGCCGGAAUGUGCGCGACCCCGUCGCUCCUCUGAUGCCUUGCUGCUUCUCCUGCCGUGCCCUACCAAUUAGCCUCCUGCUGCCCAUAGAUCUCGGCCUCCAGCCAGAUCCCACAUCAAGCGGCCUCUUGUCGCUGCAAUCGUCGGCCUUCGACUGCGCAUAUCGCCGGCCUGAAAACACCCGGCUGCGCUACUCAAACUCCUGCUGCUGCACGCAUCUACCAGAUCUGUUUCUUGUGCUCCAAACCGGUUCGCUGGCAUUCUGUUCUAAACCGGUCCGCCGGUCCAUCAUACCGAAGCAGAUUCGUCGCCCUGCUCUUCUAAAUCUGGUCCGCCGAUUCAUACCUCCAAAAUCGGUACGCUGGUCUGCUUCAUUCAAAGUCGAUUCGUCGGUUCUCUAAAUAAAAGACCGGUUUCCAAGAAACUGGUCAUUUUGGUAUAAAAAUGGACUGUAUCAGAUUAUGUGUUAGUUAGUUUAGACAUGUUGACUGUCGACGCUUAUACCAAUGACAACUUGGAGGCAACGAUUACAAAUUCUCUAUAUAUCACUCAUUGUUCGGAAUUCUCAAAUAUGCCCACCAAAUGCGGCAGUCCAUGAAUGGUGAUUUGAAGAUGUGAAUCAUGGUGACGGAGAAAAUGAUUACUGC